This is a messenger RNA of Symbiodinium sp. CCMP2456, 618 nucleotides long. NCBI's taxonomy places the organism in Eukaryota, Dinophyceae, Suessiales, Symbiodiniaceae. The record is from the annotation of a GenBank genome assembly.
AUGGAGCAGGCGGACGGUCUAGAACAGAUGAUUGUGGUGUGUGCAGGCUUGGACUCGGCCAUCCGGAACUCAACAGAGAAUUUGCAAACUCGGUCGCAGCUCUACAGAGGCAUCACUCGAGCGCAGCUUCUCGCCGUGGUGGUAAACGAGCACAUCCCGAGCGGAUGGCUGGAGUUCCUCGGUGGGGUGAAGUACCAGGAUGACGAGCUGUCGGGUCGUGAGGCCGACUCCCACCGGGUCGCGGAAGCCGCAAAGACGAUGCACGAAGCCGCCCUGGCGGCAGUGAAUCUCAGCCGACAAGACAAUGCACAUCAGAAGGACAGCCGUCCCGACGCAGCCCGCGUCGCAGCCCAGGAUGCCUUUGAAACGUUUCCGGAAGUCAGCAGCCAGCCCCCCGUGGAAGCCUCCAGGCCCAAGCCCAAAGCCGCAGCAGUGAAGACGUCGAGCGUCUGGGACACCGACAGCAACAGCAUUCCAGCGCCCACCGAGCUCCUCUUCGACCCUCUGCCCGAGGCCGCCCGGAAGGAAGUGUAUGCUACCUUCGACAAGGAGCACGGCGGGCGACGCGACUGGGAAUUCGACGGCGACGAAGCGGAAUCAGGCCACUGGGCAUGGUAA